AUGGGCCGUCGGCUCAUCCAUGGUCUCUCUGGAGCCGCGGUCUUCCUUGUCAGCGUGGCUCUCCUCUCCGUGCGGCACCAUGGGGGUCAGGAAACAGCUCGGUACCCAGGGCUCAGGGAGGGGAUUUCAGAGAAGCCAGUGCAACGGAGCAAAGCGAGCCCAGAGGGAGGCGGUGGCAGGGGGCAGAAGGACCUACAAGUCCAUCCUCCAGAGGGAUAUAGGACUGAGGGAAGCCUGACGCUUGGGGACAUUUUCAUAGCUGUGAAGACAACCAAGAGAUUUCACCAGAGCAGGAUGGAGCUGCUCCUGGACACGUGGAUAUCCCGGGCCAGAGAGCAGACCUACGUCUUCACCGAUGAAGAAGAUGAUGCCCUGAAAAGAAGAAUGGGUGACCACGCCAUCUUCACCAACUGUUCUGCUGAGCACAGCCACUUGGCCCUCUCCUGCAAGAUGGCUGCCGAGUUCGAUGCCUUCCUGGCCAGCGGCCGGAGCUGGUUUUGCCAUUUGGAUGACGACAAUUACCUGAACCCUCGGGCCCUCCUGAAGCUCUUGUCCUCCUACUCUGCGACGUGGGACGUUUACCUGGGGAAACCCAGCCUGAACCGACCCAUCCGGGCCUCCGAAACGCUGCCAAACAACCAGACGAAAUCUGUGCACUUCUGGUUUGCCACGGGAGGGGCUGGGUUCUGCAUCAGCCACAAGCUGGCAAGCAAGAUGGUGCCGUGGGCCAGUGGCCGGAACUUCCUGAGCACUUCAGAGCUCAUUCGCCUACCGGAUGACUGCACUGUGGGUUACAUCAUUGAGUGCAAAGUCGGUGGGCAGCUGCUGCCCAAUGCGCUCUUCCACUCCCACCUGGAGAACCUGCAGCUCAUCCCCCCAUCUCGGCUCACGCAGCAGGUCACCCUCAGCUACGGUGUCUUUGAGAACAAGCUCAAUGUUAUUGAACUCAGCGGCCCCUUCUCACCCCAAGAGGAUCCCUCAAGGUUUCGAUCACUCCACUGCCAUCUCUAUCCCGACACCUCCUGGUGCCUGCAGGCUGUUGGCUGGUGA
Molecule: messenger RNA, 1050 nt
Organism: Gymnogyps californianus (California condor)
Lineage: Eukaryota; Metazoa; Chordata; Aves; Accipitriformes; Cathartidae
Gene: MFNG
Product: MFNG O-fucosylpeptide 3-beta-N-acetylglucosaminyltransferase
Exons: 8
Coding region: 1-1050 (349 amino acids)
Biological process (GO): regulation of Notch signaling pathway
Cellular component (GO): membrane
Molecular function (GO): O-fucosylpeptide 3-beta-N-acetylglucosaminyltransferase activity
Source: RefSeq, a predicted model, not a curated record